Melanotaenia boesemani (Boeseman's rainbowfish) is the source of this 1706-nucleotide messenger RNA. RefSeq names its product serine and arginine rich splicing factor 5a (gene srsf5a). Gene Ontology annotation, molecular function: mRNA binding. Gene Ontology annotation, cellular component: ribonucleoprotein complex; nucleus; cytoplasm. The record is from RefSeq and is a predicted model, not a curated record. Lineage: Eukaryota; Metazoa; Chordata; Actinopteri; Atheriniformes; Melanotaeniidae. Bases 137 to 1033 code for a protein of 298 amino acids. The transcript is spliced from 8 exons.
CGGUUCCUGCUCUGUAGACGGCACAUUCGCCAUUUUGUUCCAGUCGAGAGGGUGACCUACAUUCAGUUGCAUCUUACUACUGGCAUAAACAACAACGCCGACACCUAUACAAGAAUAACAAAACUAGAAAACAACUAUGAGUGGCUGUCGUGUCUUCAUCGGCCGCUUGAGCGCACACGCCAGAGAGAGAGACAUAGAGAAAUUUUUCAAGGGAUAUGGACGAAUCCGAGAGAUCAACUUGAAGAAUGGAUUUGGCUUUGUGGAAUUUGAUGACCACAGAGAUGCGGAUGAUGCCGUUUAUGAAUUGAAUGGCAAAGAAUUGUGUAGUGAAAGGGUCACCAUUGAGCAUGCUCGUUCCAGGAGAGGAAGAGGAGGCGGCGGCGGUGGCGGCGGUGGUCCUGGAAUGGGACGCUUUAGCGGCAGCUAUCGCCAACCUCGCAGUAGCGGAUCCAGAUAUGGCCCUCCUAUGCGAACGGACCACAGGCUCGUUGUGGAGAACCUUUCGUCACGAAUUAGCUGGCAGGACCUGAAAGACAUGAUGAGAAAAGCGGGGGAGGUUACGUUUGUGGAUGCACACAGACCCAUCAAAAACGAAGGGGUGGUUGAGUUUGCGUCUCGCAGUGACAUGAAGAAUGCCAUCUCCAAAUUUGAUGGGACAGAACUGAAUGGACGCAAGCUGAAGAUCUUUGAGGACCACAAGAGGAGUCGCUCCCGUAGCUAUUCCCGCUCCAGGAGCCGGAGUCGCAGCCGCUCCAGGAGCCGGAGUCGCAGCCGCAGCCGCUCCCGGAGCCGCAGCCGUAGUCGCUCCAGGUCCGCCAGCCGCACCCCAGAAAAGAAGACAGACGGAGACAAACCCGCGGCUAGGUCCCCCUCCAGGUCCAAGUCUCGUUCUAAAUCCCGCUCCAAGUCUCGUUCUCAGUCACCUGCUCCCAUUCAGAACAAACAGUCCCGUUCCCGUUCUCGAUCCCGUUCGCGUUCCCGUUCCCGCUCCCGCUCCCGUUCCCGCUCUGCCUCAGCAGACAGUAAACAGUGAGAUGGUCCUGAGAUGGAAAAAUAGUUGUUCAUUGGCCCAAAUGAUUUAUUUUGUUUUGUUUUUUUAAAGGUGAAAUGGCCUUUUUCCAUGGUUUCAUUUGAUAAACACCUUCAGUCAUUAAAGUGGAUGUUUGGCUUUGAUUUCUAUUUACUUUUUUUUUUUUUUUUCAAUCCUUAGUUUUUGUUUUUUUUUGUGCUGAAGCGAAAUCUUAUGAUUUAAGCAUUUGCCUCUUAAAGGCCUCAUAUCAUCAGUAAUACCUGACAGUCCUGGGGUCUGCUCCAGUUGUCAGCUGUGUUUUGAUUACAUCAACAUUGUGCUUUUCUAAGUCUUAGUGGGAAUUCUGUUGGUUCCCCGAAACUAUUUUAUUUUGAAAACAAGCUCCUCUCUUUACUGUGAAACAUGGAUUACACCUUUGAUGAGGAGCUCCUGUGUGUUGCUCUUUGACUGCUCUGAUGUCUGAACAGGACUUUUAAGAAGGGCAUUUAUUUCAGCUUUUCUUGUGUCAUUGUUUUAGAUUCUGGCAUUUUCACAAACAUUUUAUUAUUGUAGGUGUUUUCUUUGCUUUUUUUUGUGACAGAUUCCUUUAUAAUUUACUUUGUCUCCAGUCUGAGACACGGAGGAUGUCUACAAAUGGUAAUGAUUUGAUACUAAUAAAAACAGACUGUGUAUUAUA